GCGCUUGACGACGGGCCUUCUCUGCCUAGCAAUAUCUUCGCGCUCGGCGGCCGCCUUGUAGUGAACGGCGCCGCGCUUGACGGCCGUCCUCGACAACGGCCCUGCUUAGCGACGGCGUCGCGCUUGACGGCCGAGGGUUUUGCGACCCUUUCUGCAGCCGCUGGGCUUCCCUCAGGGGGCCCUUUGGGGGGGUUUACGGGGGUUAUGGCCGCCCCGUGGGAUGUGACGGAGCACCAUGGGCCUUGUAGUGGCUUCUGUGGCUCCAGCGAGAAGGGGGAGCUGCAACCUGAAGCGGCUUUGAGUCGUGUUUGGCUUCAGCCGGGCAGAAAUGCCGCUGGAACCGCUCUCUCUUCCCCUCCCCCGACUCUGUUUUGAAGGGAAAAAAGAUUCAGUUGCUUGCGAAGGACGCUCCCUGCUGAAGAGCUUCGUCACAGCUGCCGCCCGGCGGGAAGAAUCAAUCCACGUUCUCAGCUUUGAUCUCCCAGAGUCGGAAUUCAAGGCUGGGCUAAGCACUGACGUGACCUCCCGGAUAUCGUUCCACGAUGCUUUCCCAGAUCCCCUGGGCUGGUCCGGGAGAGGCAGCGGCCUGACCGUGGGAGAAUUCUCCGCCUCGGAAUUGGCAUCCCGCCUGGCCACAACCUCCCAGGGAUCCGCCACGCUCGUUCUGGAUUCCCUCAGCUGGCUGCUACUCCGCUUUCCCUUUCCCUCUGUCUGUCAGGUGUUGGCACAGCUGCCGAGGAGAGCUAAUGUGGUUGGGCUGAAAAUUGUCCGCAUCGUGGCGCUCGUCCAUGGGGAUUUGCACCCGCCUGCCCAGCUGGACGUGUUGAAGACGCUGGCACGCCUGGUGGUGACCCUGCAGCCGGGACCGGGGUGCGGACGAGGUGGGGAUGGGACCCCCCGAACUGCUGUGGUCCUCCAUAGAAAGAGGGGGAGCAGGCUUCUGCAGAAGACAGAACUCUUCAGCAUCCUCCCGGGGUUUGGGUUCAAAUUCCUCGGCGAGCCCCCACCAAAAGGCGUUUCCAGAGAGGACGAGGCGGAGGAAGGACGGGGUCCCGCCACGGUUGAUCCGACGGCCCGCCUGACCUUCAACCUGCGUCUCACGGAGGCUGAGCGCCAAGCCAGAGAAUCGGUGCCUCUCCCGUACCAGUUCAGCGAGGAAAAGAAGUCCUCUCUGCUACAAACAUCGACGGAGGAAGGCAAAAUCUACUACGAACCGGACGCCGCCGAUGACUUUGACGAUGAAGAUCCCGAUGACGACUUGGACGUCUGAAAGCGAAACGGGGGGAAGUUGUUCCAGAUCUGGAACUGGAAUCCUGCCACGAGCUGCUUUCCUCGGCAACUUGGGAAUGAUGGAGGGGAG
Messenger RNA from Thamnophis elegans (Western terrestrial garter snake), 1360 nucleotides. RefSeq names its product elongator acetyltransferase complex subunit 5 (gene ELP5). Gene Ontology annotation, molecular function: tRNA binding. Lineage: Eukaryota; Metazoa; Chordata; Lepidosauria; Squamata; Natricidae. The record is from RefSeq and is a predicted model, not a curated record. Gene Ontology annotation, cellular component: elongator holoenzyme complex; nucleus; cytosol. Bases 329 to 1270 code for a protein of 313 amino acids. The transcript has 8 exons. Gene Ontology annotation, biological process: tRNA wobble uridine modification.